CAAGCCGGGCCCAGAACAAGAGGCACAGCUGAUCGACGCCGAAAUACACACGCUCGCAGCGUCGGGACGCCUGUUUGGACGAGUGUAUUUAUAGAGCGCCUGCCCGCAAACCUCCGUGGGAUGAAGUUCCACCAUGGAAAAGUGACCCGAUUGAUAAUUUGAUUGAAUUUUCUUCAUUGAAGGAAGAAAUGGCCCGGCAUGGAUUUUGGUAGUGUAGGAAUAGUGUUUUGUGAGCUCCGGAACCGUGGGUCUUUUCGUUUUCGUACAGUUCGAAUUCAAUAAUGGUGCUAAAAAUAGCGCAAAAUCCGAUGUAGUUUUGAAUUUCAAUUGGAUAAAGAACAUUCAGAUACGAUGGCGCUCGUCAUGCUACCCUGUGAUCUACCGUGGUGGGACAAAGUAAAGCAGCACCUAAUUCGAAUAGGAAAGAUCAAGGACUCUGAAGCCCUGAUUCAGGAGAUGGAGAAAAUUUACGAAUUAUGCAACAUAAGUCUGGAUCCAGAUGACGAAAAUCCGGAACCAGAUCUAUUCAAGGGUUUCAAGACAUUCUUGGAGAACGAUCUGAAAGAGGAAGAAAGAAAAAACUUUUUCAAUAGAACGUUGCCAAGCAUGGUGAACAGAGCUUUGAAAAUGAAGGAAUGCAAGCCGAAGGGAGGUCUACAUUUCAGUUUACAGCAACAGCCCGAUUACACUGAGCUGAACUAUGAAUUUGUUGCUUCUCUAAUUGCAAACGCCUUUUUUUCGACAUUUCCUAGAAGAACUGAUAAGAGUCAUCCAACUUUGAGAAAUUUCAAUUUCUCGAAUUUUUUUGAAAGGCUCGACUUGGCAUCGCAAAGAUCAAAACUGAAGGCAAUUUUGCACUACUUCGAUUGGCUAGAAAAGAAGGAAAAUUCCAUAGGCGGGAUCAAGAUAAUGCGACAGGUCAUGAAUGGAAAAGAAUGGCUCACAAUUGAAGACUGGUUAGAGUGUAGCUUACCCUUGUGUUCAGUACAAAUUAAACAUGAUGGAAAAUUAGAGAGAGCAGAAGCCAAUGCAUUAAAAAUAUGUUUCUGCAGUUCGAAGAUAGGAGAAAAUGUAUUGAAUGAAGGUGCUUCUCAGGAGAGCAUCAAUCUUAUAACAUUUCCCGAAAUAUUAUCCACGCUAUUAAAUGUGGAAGCACUAGAAGAUAAUGAAGUCUUGACAAUUGAAAAUGUAAGGCAUAUAACAAGGAUCAACGAUCCAAAACAUAAAGCCACCUUGGAAAAAUUGGAAUAUCCUUAUACGACUUCAAUUUGUUGCAUGGACGCGGAUGACUACACCAAGCUGCCCAUAGGCCAAUACGAAGAAGACAAUAUUCUGCGAGAACUCAACAAAUGCCUUUUAGCUUUCCAACAACGACAAACAAACACCAAUAACAACUCUCAAACACCAAACGUUCAACCAUCCAAUCCACACAAGCAGAGGCGUCUAUCUCCCAUCGGCGAGUCAAGACGGGGAGGCAAACAAGAGGGAAAAAAUAUGGUUCCUAUGAUUACUCAGGAAUCCUGCAGUACAAUAAGGAGCGAAUCGUCCUCCAUCAUAGAAAAUAACAACUGUAGCAAUAAUAGAUUACAGGUGCAGAGUAACAUCGAAAGGAAUGUGAUCAAGAAAAUUGGUGCUAACUCUGAACUGGUACACAAUAGGAGGGGAAGGUUUAUAGUCCUAGGAAGCUCUGGAGAAUGUUUGCCAGUCACUAGGAGGCCAUUGGAAACCAUGAGAACGAUCUUUUCCAGCUGCAAUUCGAGCGAUGAAGAGUUUCAGAGCGCAAAAACUAGUUUAGACGAGAGCGAAGAAGAAAAUUUCAACCAAAAAUACAGCAUUGACCUAGAUACCUCUGAAAGAAGGCAUCACUUCGCGAAAAAACUGAAAAACGCCUUGAAAUCUGAGGCUCCGCCAGGAUCGAGCUCUUCUUCUUCUUCUUCUUCGUCGUAUGACUCCAGCUUUGCCGUAGGAAUUUCAGUAACAGGUUCCGGGGUACGCGAUGAGAACAUAAAAGUACGAAGAGAAGGAUCAACUGGUUUUGCUUUGCGCGAAGACUCUUUAGACGAAUGUUUCUUGCAGGAUUCGUUGCAGCAGGAGAAAAAAUGGAUAGACAAGUUCAAAAACAAACACUCAGUUGCGAAUAAAAGGGAAUCGAACAAAUCUUCGGAAUACAGUUUCAGUUCGGAGUACAGUUCUGAAAUGGAGGAAUUAUACGAACAAUUUUCAAAGUGGCUGGAAGACCCAAUACUAGAAACCGACAGAGGCACGAGAAAAGAACUGGAUAACCGAGAGCUUGCAGUGGUCAAAUUUGCCGGUUCUCUCCUCAAACGAACUCUCAGCGAAUCCUUCGCUGGUGUACCUGUUCCACUAACUGAAGAAAUUGGCAGUUCUUCCAAUACGAGAGCAAACCAGGAAAAGACACCAAUCCGGAAUAAGCUGGUACUGAACGCAAAAUCUUUGAGUUUAGAGCUAGCGAGACACAAGCAUAGACUUGCUGCUCAAUUGAUCAAUCAUAAGGCUCCAAGGACAAAGGAGGCCCCUGUUUUUCAUAACGACAAUACGAAACGAAAAAAGAAAACGAACGAAACACGUAAAGUUUGGUUUGUAACUUACGAUUCUGAACCCGUAGUACAAACUUUAGAAGAUGUAAGUGUUAAAAUAAAACUUCCAAUGGCGUCGCAAAAACACAAGAUGUCUCAAAUAGCCCAAGUGCCUAAUGGUGGACUACGGCCAAUAGCGACAGGUAAUUGGGGGUGUGGAUCUUCUCGAAAAGGUGAUGUUCAAAUAAAAGUCAUUAUUCAAUGGUUAGCAGCUAGUGUGGCUGGUGUACCAUCCCUUAUUUAUUUUACUUGUGGACACCAACAAAUGUCGAAAUUGGACACAGUGUGCAGAAUACUUUUAGAUAGAAAGUGGUGUGUUAAAGAUCUUACUAAGGCAAUAUUGAAAUACUCCAAUCAAGUUUUACAUGGCAGGGAAAUUAGCGGAAAUCUAUUUCAAGAAUUAAUAAGCCAUGAUAAGAGUUCAUGAUGAUAUUAAGGAUUUUCAAAAUUACAAUACAAUCAUCUCACAUCUAUAAUACCAAUAGUUAGGUAACCUAUCUAUUUACACCUUCAUCCAGAUUGGUAUCUUUUGAAUGGUUAACAGAGAUCAUCAGAAUGAGGACCUUUCUUGAAUUUUGUUAUUAAUUUUUCAAGGUAAUCUAUGACAUAUAAUUGCACCACAUACACAACUUCAGUAGGGUGUUCUUCGAGGGCAUAAGUAAUAUUGAUUAUCUGCAUAUUCCGCUCUUGUUGUCUAUAAAAUAGGCUUUAAAUAAACGAUUUAAAAUAAAAUUUAUUAAAAACACAAAGUGUCUUCCACCAAAUUCAGAUUUAUAUACUAUGGUAGUUUUUAUAAAUAUUUUUUACCAGCUGUUAUAUUAUUAAUUACAAUAAAAGACAUCACACUGUAACUAAAGGAUUGUUUAUUACAAAUUUUAAUAAA
Messenger RNA from Coccinella septempunctata (seven-spotted ladybird), 3480 nucleotides. RefSeq lists its product as uncharacterized. The transcript has 12 exons. Gene Ontology annotation, cellular component: cytoplasm; nucleus. Gene Ontology annotation, molecular function: poly(ADP-ribose) glycohydrolase activity. The coding region runs from base 352 to 3024 and encodes 890 amino acids. NCBI's taxonomy places the organism in Eukaryota, Metazoa, Arthropoda, Insecta, Coleoptera, Coccinellidae. Gene Ontology annotation, biological process: regulation of DNA repair; carbohydrate metabolic process; nucleotide-sugar metabolic process. The record is from RefSeq and is a predicted model, not a curated record.